This is a messenger RNA of Cylicocyclus nassatus, 2055 nucleotides long. The record is from the annotation of a GenBank genome assembly. Lineage: Eukaryota; Metazoa; Nematoda; Chromadorea; Rhabditida; Strongylidae.
AUGCAACGGCUCUUGGGCACAGCGCUACAAUUAGCAAUUUUCGUCUCCGUUUCUUCGACACCAUGCCCGAUGAAUGGAAGCUUGGCCUUGGAUGAAACCGCAGUAACGGAAGUGCUCAAAGCGAUAAACACUUAUCGUGAAAGAUUAGCCAAGGGAGAGCAGAAAAACGGUCCGGAAGGAACUUAUCUGCCAAAGGCGGCGAAGAUUGAUCCUUUGGAGUGGAGCUGUGAUCUGGAGAGAGAAGCCAAAGCUGCAUUAGUGAGUAUAAAUUGUUCGUCUGAUUCACCUCCAACACCGACCGACAGAACUGGAUUUUUUUACUACAACUUCUACUUUGCUGACGACAUGUUUCGACGGUUAUAUGAUAUGAGUAUCGAAAAUGUGUCCUUUGAUGCCUUAGAUAUUGGAAGCGAGUAUGUCACAUAUGCCCAUUCUAGCAAGGAACUGCGCGAUUAUGCAAACCUUGUUCGAGAUACGAUAACUAAAAUCGGAUGCGCUGAAAGAGUAUGUUGGCGUGAAGUUGGCAUUGGUGGCGCAGAUACAUUCUUAGCCUACUGCUUAACUGACCAACCGGAGUUGAAGGUUUCGCAGAAAUUUGGUAGCGAAGUAGUUUAUCGCAUUGCCACAAGUACCCCACUGACAACAACAGAUGCUGCUAGUGUAACAACGACGCCAGCAGAUGCUGCUUAUUGUAGCGGUGGUCUUUACACAGAAAGUGAAAUCAACUGCCAAAUUCUUUCAUUUAUAAAUCACAAACGUUUCGAACUUGCUAACGGCAUGCAACACAACGGACAUUGUGGACGGUUAGAGGAUAAUACGACAAAAUGUGACUUCCUACCACGAGCUAAGAAUAUGAACAAAUUGACCUGGAGCUGCGAUUUGGAAAGGAAAGCUUUAGAUGCUUUGGAUAACAUGAACUGUACUGUAUGGGAUGCUCGCGUAGAUACUGGUCAUGGUUUCGCUUAUUUUAGCGAGAAAGGAGAAUUCAACACGUCGGACGUAAUUCGUGGAUGGGUCUCCGGAAUUGAUGUUAAAAGCCUUACAUCAGUCAGUCCCGAAGGAGUAACAUACUUGGUUUCGAGGAAUGGGAGAUACCUGUUGGACUAUGCUAACCUAAUGCGCUCCACGGCUACGAAAAUUGGUUGCGCUCACAGAAGCUGCAACGAUUCCGGAGAUUCGAUCACUAUUUUUUAUUGUAUCACUGACCAACCUGAUUUGAAGGAAGGAGAAAAAAUAUACGAGACUGGUAGCGGUAGCUGUGAUUGUACUAAUUUCUGUGAUCCAACCGGUUUAUGCACAGUUUCAAGACCUGCUCCAACUUGCAUUGAGGCAAUAUUCCCUAAGCCAAGUAAUGAAGAUCCGGACACCAUUUGCGCUCAUGGCGAUAUGACCGAUGCACUCAGGAUACUUAUGAUGGAUAUGCACAAUAUACGAAGAGCUCAACUUGCGAGAGGGCACCUGAAAUAUAGUGAUAAUACGCUGCCAUCUGCUACCAACAUGAAUCGUCUAGUGUGGUCUUGCGCUUUGGAAAAGGAGGCUCACGAUCAUCUAGCCAAAUGUCCUACAGAAGGAUAUAUAGAUCCAAGUUGUUUGAGUCCAGUCGAUAACUUUUAUCGCGCCGCCAUCACCAGCGAUUUGUCAACUUUCAAAGAAAUGACCAUAAAGACAAUCAGGGUGUGGUGGGAUGUAUACCAAAACUAUCCUAACCCUGGUUCAAGUGCAGUUUUUACCGAAUCACUCGUUGGCACUCCCAUAGAAUCAUACACUCGAAUGGGUUGGGCUCAAACUCGAGAGAUUGGUUGCUCCAUUGCUAAGUGUGGUGAUGAAUACGUACUAUCAUGCCGUUACCGGCCAAAUGGGAACAUUAUCAACAAUCCAAUGUACAAUGUUGGCCUCGUGUGCUCCGAGUGUUACACUUUUGGAGCUGGAUCGUGCGGUUCUGGUGGACUCUGCGGAUAAUCACAGGAGUUAUGUUUGCUCAAAGACCCUUUGUAAUUUCCAAAUAUGAGUUAACCACUAUUUUCUGCAUUUUUUCAAUAAAAUGGAUUUUAGCUC